UUAAAUCACAUCACAUCACACACACACUCUAAUACACUCACUCAUACAAAGAAACACACACACACACACACAGACAAGCUCCAGACGUGAGGCACAGAGUGUCAACCUUAGGGUGCAGGGUGAGAGACAUGGAGCUGCACACAGUGUGUGUUCUCCUCCUGCUGGCGGUGUAUGUGGGAGCAACACCUGAUCGAUACUACAGCAAGAAACACCAGUCCUAUUCUGUUAAGGGCCAGGAUCUUUCAGGUGCUCCAGGUCUCCCUGGUGAACCUGGACCCCCCGGCCCACCUGGUCCCCCUGGUCCCCCAGGAAUGAGUGUGAUGGGUCAUGAGGGACCAAGGGGACCUCCUGGACCACCUGGGCCAUCGGGAUAUUCUGCACCUGGUAAGCCUGGAAGCCCUGGUGCCCCAGGAAAACCAGGUGAUAAUGGAAUGCCUGGAGAAAGAGGACAUACUGGACCUGUAGGACCCCAAGGGGCAAGAGGAUCUCCAGGAGCCCCUGGAAGCCCAGGGCCUGCCGGUUUCUCUGCUCCUGGAAAACCAGGACCUCAUGGUCUGCCUGGGGCGAUGGGGCCAAGAGGAGAAUCUGGUGCAAAAGGACUUCCAGGAACUCCAGGUCUACCUGGACAAAAAGGUGAACCAGGUCACGGUGUGCAAGGACGACCUGGUGGACCUGGCCCAAUGGGUCCAGUGGGUCCUCCUGGUCAGUCUGGUCCACCAGGUAUUGGAAAGCCUGGUGCAACUGGAUACCCUGGGGAACCUGGAAAGCCAGGUAUGCCAGGUAGAGAUGGGGCGACAGGCCCCAUGGGUGCACAAGGCCCAAAGGGACACACAGGUGCUCCGGGUAUAGGUGCACCAGGUAAACCAGGUCAGAAUGGUGCUCCAGGAUUGCCUGGCCCAAUGGGACAUAAAGGUUUGCCAGGACCAUCUGGACAACCUGGAGCUAGUGGUAUUUCCAGUGCUGGAAAACCUGGAGCACCUGGAAUUCCAGGAAACAGAGGUGCACCUGGUAGUUCAGGUGCACCAGGCCAGAAGGGAGAGGCAGGUGCAAUAGGUUUUACAGGUCAUCCAGGUGCUGUUGGGCCUGCAGGUCCAACUGGUCGACAAGGUGAUAGGGGAUUUCCAGGGGAAACAGGUCCACACGGACCUAAAGGUGAUGCUGGUAUAACUGGGGCACCUGGUGCAAAAGGUCAAAAGGGAGAUCAGGGACCACAGGGCUUUACAGGCAAAUCAGGUGUUCCAGGGGCACCAGGUCCACAUGGUCCACCUGGAGCUACAGGAUAUCAGGGUCCCAAAGGUGAGCGAGGCUACACUGGGGCACCAGGCAGUCCAGGACCUAUGGGUCCAACAGGAAUGAAAGGCCAUACUGGUCCACAAGGUGUGACUGGCAGCAGGGGUGAAAAUGGACUUCCUGGAGCAAGGGGACCAAUGGGGCCAGCAGGACCAACUGGAGCCCCAGGAGCCAAAGGUAAUCCUGGUCUCUCUGGACCCCCUGGUCCAGCAGGACUUGUAACCAAAGGGCUUUCUGGGCCACAGGGUUCUCCAGGCAUCCCUGGUUCAAGAGGUCAGGAUGGUCGCCCAGGUCCAGCUGGACCCCCUGGCCCACCUGGUCCACCAGGUGAGAUUGUUUACUAUAAUGAGAAGAGCAUGCCCAUCAAAUCUGAGGUAAUCCCUGUGAGACAGGAGCUGAUGAAGCCACCUAUGUCAGCCUUUACAGCUCUUCUCACCAGAGCUUACCCUAAUGCAGGAACACCAAUCGUGUUCAACCAGAUUGUGUACAAUGGAGAGAACCACUAUGACCCCAGCUCUGGGGUGUUUACUUGUCAGCUUCCUGGAUUUUAUUACUUUGCUUUCCACAUGCACGUCAAUGGGGCUAACGCUCUGGUUGCACUUUACAAAAACAAUGAGCCAGUUGUGUUCUCAUAUGAUGAGUAUAAUAAAGGCUUUCUGGAUCAGAUGUCAGGUAGUACUGUGCUCAUGCUGCACGAGGGCGAUACCGUCUAUGUCCAGGUUCCAGAUGACCAGUCAAAUGGCAUCUACGCUGAUGAUAACAUUCACUGUUCUUUCUCUGGUUUCUUGAUCGCUUCAACGUGAUUGUGUUUCCAAAUAAAUAAAACCUCAACAAUUUAAAGUUAACUUUUGGUUUUCCUUAAAAGUGCGCUUUACUUUCUUUCAAUAUUUAGUAAUAAAUGUAUUUUGUCAAAGAAAUGUCUGUCCAUGUGAAAGAAAACCAUUCUUAAAAAGAAAACAACACUGAAUUCACAUUCUACUCAUCAUUACAGGAACACGGUGCUCUUGCUUUUAAACACCUCACAACACCAUUGCUUAUGUGCUUGUCUUCAGAACGUAUUUUUGUUUGUUUUUUAUGAAAACACCUAAUUCCAUGUAUACCCUGUACACCACAUAUAAAAUAUACUGAAAGAAAAACUAUGCAUUUAUUUGCCACAACAAUAAUGCACGAGGUGUCUUAUGUACAUCAUUGUGAUCAACCAACAAUAAAAAAUGAAUGUGA
Messenger RNA from Silurus meridionalis, 2511 nucleotides. RefSeq names its product collagen, type X, alpha 1b (gene col10a1b). The transcript is spliced from 3 exons. Bases 129 to 2093 code for a protein of 654 amino acids. Gene Ontology annotation, molecular function: protein binding. The record is from RefSeq and is a predicted model, not a curated record. NCBI's taxonomy places the organism in Eukaryota, Metazoa, Chordata, Actinopteri, Siluriformes, Siluridae.